Messenger RNA from Zophobas morio, 687 nucleotides. RefSeq names its product multiple inositol polyphosphate phosphatase 1-like. The record is from RefSeq and is a predicted model, not a curated record. Gene Ontology annotation, molecular function: acid phosphatase activity; inositol phosphate phosphatase activity. The transcript has 8 exons. Bases 1 to 678 code for a protein of 225 amino acids. Lineage: Eukaryota; Metazoa; Arthropoda; Insecta; Coleoptera; Tenebrionidae.
AUGAACUUUUUUACUAUCAAUGACGUUUCCAACAAUUUGCUGAAGAGUACUUUUCACAGGUUUCCUGCUGUUUUUAAUAAUUUUUACUCGCCUACAAAAUAUAAAUUAUCAGAAACUGAAGUUAGUAGGACCAGUCACAGUGCAUCCGCCUUUGCUUAUGGCCUCUUUGAAGGAACCGGCUUCCUUGGAAGCUGCGGGUAUCAGCCGGUCGACAUACUUUCAACAGGGAAGGAGAAGGAUAUUUUCCUGCGCUUUUUCGACACGUGUCAAGUUUAUAAAGAACUUCACGAAACCAAGAAAGCUACUUUUAAGCAACAGCAACGCGCAUUUCGAAGGUCAAGUCUCUAUCGGAAAGUUCUACAAGAAGUAUCUACUAAACUGAAUUUGGAGUCGAUGGAUUAUAAAUUAUUGAAGGGGAUUUAUAGGCUUUGCAGUUAUCGCACAGUUCACUUUGGAGAGUUAAGCACUUGGUGUGAAUUUCUUACUGUAGAAAACUUAUAUGUAUUAGAAUUUCAUGAAGAUUUGAAGCAUUGGUGGAAGAAAUCAUAUGCUUAUGAGGCCAACUAUAAGAUUGCUGCCCCGUUGCUUGAGGACUUGCUGAACGGAAUCAUUCAGAGCGCGAAUGGAGGAAAACUCAACGCGCAUUUUAGGUUCGCCCACGCCGAAACGCUGCAAUGAGUUGAAACA